AUGAAGCUGUUGAUCAUGGCAGCUGCCUCUCUGGCAGUGGUGAGCUGUGCCAGCCUCUCUCUGGAGGACCUGGAGUUCCACGCAUGGAAACUCAAGUUUGAUAAAUCAUAUAGCACACCUCAGGAGGAGGCCCAUCGUAAAGACAUCUGGCUCUCCACCCGCCGCAGUGUUCUGGCCCACAACAUCCUGGCUGACCAGGGCAUCAAGACCUACCGCAUGGGCAUGAACCAGUUCUCCGACAUGGACAGUGAGGAAUUCCGCCAGACUGUCCUCCUCGGAAGCAUGAUCCCCUCCAAUGAGACCAGAACCCUGCCCAACAGAGGCACAUUCACUUCCAUACCUAAAGGGGGCGCUGUGAAGCUGGCUGACACUGUGGACUGGAGGGAAAAAGGCUGUGUGACGGAUGUCAAAGAACAGGGGGCGUGCGGAUCCUGCUGGGCCUUCAGCGCGACAGGUGCACUAGAGUCCCACUACUGCAUUAAGCAUGGCUCACUGCCCUCUCUGAGCGAACAGCAGCUGGUGGACUGCUCUAGGCCCUAUGGGAACCAUGGAUGCAGUAAUGGCUCCAGAGAGGGGGCCUUUGAUUAUGUCAUCGAGGCUGGAGGAGUGGACACUGAGGCCAGUUACUCCUAUGAGGGAGAGGACGGAACCUGCCGUUUUGAUCCAGCUGGUGUUGCUGUGACCUGCAGUAGUUAUGAAUAUGUAACACCCCAGGGUGAUGAAUCUGCACUACAAAGCUACGUGGCCAACCAGGGACCCGUGUCUGUGGCUGUGAAUGCUACAGAAAUCCAGGGCUAUCAGUCUGGUGUCUUCAAUAACCCUUCCUGCAGCCAGGAGGUGAACCACGCUAUGCUGGUGGUGGGUUAUGGAAAUGAGGGAGGUCAAGACUACUGGCUGGUGAAGAACAGCUGGGGCACGUCCUGGGGAGAGGGUGGCUACAUCAAGAUGUCCAGGAAUCAGGGCAACCAGUGUGGCAUUGCGUCGUAUGCCUUGUUUCCUACAGUCGGAUGAGACCAAUCGGGACAUCUGAAGAUAGCUUUAAGCUCACAGCAAGCACAGCUGCAACAUGCGCAACUCAUUAUGAACAGAA
Sardina pilchardus (European sardine) is the source of this 1090-nucleotide messenger RNA. RefSeq names its product procathepsin L-like. The record is from RefSeq and is a predicted model, not a curated record. Gene Ontology annotation, biological process: immune response; positive regulation of peptidase activity; positive regulation of apoptotic signaling pathway. Gene Ontology annotation, cellular component: lysosome. Lineage: Eukaryota; Metazoa; Chordata; Actinopteri; Clupeiformes; Clupeidae. Gene Ontology annotation, molecular function: cysteine-type endopeptidase activity; cysteine-type endopeptidase activator activity involved in apoptotic process. The transcript is spliced from 8 exons. Bases 1 to 1011 code for a protein of 336 amino acids.